This is a messenger RNA of Trichoplax adhaerens, 1995 nucleotides long. RefSeq lists its product as uncharacterized. The record is from RefSeq and is a predicted model, not a curated record. The coding region runs from base 1 to 1995 and encodes 664 amino acids. Gene Ontology annotation, cellular component: membrane; intracellular membrane-bounded organelle; cytosol. NCBI's taxonomy places the organism in Eukaryota, Metazoa, Placozoa, Uniplacotomia, Trichoplacea, Trichoplacidae. The transcript is spliced from 16 exons. Gene Ontology annotation, molecular function: sterol binding.
AUGUUAUGUCUAUGGCAAUUUAGUAAAGUUUACGAAGGAUCCUUGUUAAAAUACACCAACGUGGUAAAAGGGUGGCAAAAUAGAUGGUUCGUUUUGGAUUUCCAAAAGGGUACCCUAACCUAUUUCCUGACAGAAGAUAAAAGAAAGCAAAACAAUCCCCGUGGAUCCUUACCUUUAUCGGGCGCUUUAAUUUCUCCUAGUGAUGAAGAUUCUCAAUCAUUUGGUAUUCACGCUUCAACGGCAGAAGUUUACAAAAUUAAAGCUGCUGAUGCUAAAAGCCGUCAGGCUUGGAUCUUACGUCUUAGGAAGUGUGCUGAGCAUCAUACAAAGAAAAUUGCUCUGAAUGUGACGCAACCUCAAACUAUUGGCAGUCGUAUUACAUCUCUUAUGAGCUACACACCAAGUUUCAGAUCGAAAGAGCGGCCACCUUUUGCAACGAGACGUUCAUCGACAGGCGGAAGCACCGCUUUAGACGCAAAAUUGAAAAAACUUUUAAGCAAUGCUGAAGUGCACUGUUUAAAUUUUCGGGAACGCCUUGAGAGAUGCCCGUUAAGUGGAGGAGCACUAAACAUUGUUGAUGAUAUCGUGUUGCUCUUAAAUGCUACUUCAGCAGCUACGAUUGACGUUCUUAGCGAUUGUGCCAAACUUUUACAACAACGAGUUGCUGAACAACAACAUAUGGCUGGUCUGCCCGCCGGUAAUACCAUUAAAUGGUAUACUCCACAACGUAAUCCAUCUGACAAUCAGAAGGAUGCUAAGGCUGCAAACAUUUCGAUCAAAACGUCUGCGGUCAAUCCACAAGCUAAAAAGGAAUUAUUCUCUGAUGAAAUGAAGGUGUCUUCAGAAACUAAAGAAUCCUCAAUACACACCAUUCCAGCCGACCAAAAUACUGCUAAUAAUAUAAAUGUAUCAAAUACUACUAAAUCACAUAAAAGCGUAAUAAUGCAUUUACUAGGACAACUUAAGCUUGGAAUGGAUUUGACAAAGGUUACUUUGCCAACAUUUAUUCUAGAAAGGAGAUCAUUACUGGAAAUGUAUGCCGAUUUCUUUGCCCAUCCUGAUCUUUUUCUUCGCAUUGUGGAUGGAUUAACGCCGAAGGAAAGAAUGCUUUACGUAAUAGAAUGGUACUUGACGUCAUUUCACUCAGGAAGAAAGGGAUCAGUAGCGAAAAAGCCUUACAAUCCUAUAAUUGGGGAAACUUUUCACUGCUCUUGGAACUUAAACAACGUACAAAACGAUCUAGGAGGACCACCGCAAACCGGUGAUUUGUCCUUCGUGGCUGAACAAGUUUCCCAUCAUCCUCCCGUAUCCGGAUUUUAUGCCGAAUGUGAGAGUAAGCGUAUGUGCCUCAAUGCACACAUUUGGACUAAAUCCAAGUUUCAAGGGAUAUCAAUAGGGGUUGCGAAUGUAGGUGAAGCUGUACUUAGUCUCAUAGAUUUUGGAGAAGAUUACGUUUUUACAUUACCGAGCGCAUAUUGCAGAUCAAUUUUAACGGUGCCUUGGGUUGAACUCGGUGGCAAAGUAACAGUGGAAUGUGCUGCAACUAAUUAUUCAGCUGCACUUACGUUUCAUACAAAGCCGUUCUAUGGAGGAAAGAUAAAUCGAAUAUCAGGAGAUAUUAAGCAUCCUUCAGGACAGAUUAUGUAUCGGAUCAAUGGAGAAUGGAAUGGCACCAUGGAAAUCACUGAUACGGCUGAAGUCAAUAAAGUGAUAAAUACUAAAGCAUUACCUGUAGUUAGUAAAAUUGUUCAGCCACUGCGAUCUCAAGGAGAAUUUGAGUCCCGACGUUUAUGGAGACAUGUUACCAAGGCUCUAAAAAAUAAAGAUGUAGACAGUGCAACGAAAUAUAAGAGGACUCUCGAGGAUCGUCAGCGAAGUGAGGCUCGGCAGCGAAAAGAGGAAAAUAAAGAAUGGGAAACAAAGUAUUUCCAAAAGCGUGGGGAUGGAUGGCUAUAUAGCAAUAAUCUAAAAUCCCGCGAGGAAAACCUUAUUUGA